Messenger RNA from Ziziphus jujuba (common jujube), 4495 nucleotides. RefSeq names its product tripeptidyl-peptidase 2. Lineage: Eukaryota; Viridiplantae; Streptophyta; Magnoliopsida; Rosales; Rhamnaceae. The transcript is spliced from 34 exons. Gene Ontology annotation, cellular component: cytosol. Gene Ontology annotation, molecular function: tripeptidyl-peptidase activity; serine-type endopeptidase activity. The record is from RefSeq and is a predicted model, not a curated record. Gene Ontology annotation, biological process: proteolysis. Bases 143 to 4264 code for a protein of 1373 amino acids.
CAAUUUCCGGUUUCGAAACUCGUAACCACCUCCACUCUCCCCCAAACCAACGGGUUACACAUCCCAACAGUCAGUUAGAACCACGCUUUAAUUUACCAAAACACCCCUACUCAAAAUCAUCAUCAUUAUUUUUUAUAAAAUUAUGCAAAACCCAUUGUUAUCAUAUAAAUUGCCAUACGUGUCCCCAUUUCCACAAUCUUUCUUCUCAUCUGAGUGUCUCUCGCUCAUCAUUAGACCCAAAAGGCAAAGACCAAGAAAAGGAGGAGAGUGGACUAGAAGAAGAAGCAGUAGCAGUGGUAGUAGAAGUGGUGGCGAUAGAGGUAGGGUCAGGGCAAUGCCUGGUUCAUCGUUUGGGAGUGAGGAUAAUGGCUCUCUGCGUAGCUUCAAGCUGAACGAGUCCACUUUUUUGGCUUCACUCAUGCCUAAGAAAGAGAUUGGUGCCGAUCGCUUCGUCGAAGCUCAUCCUCACUACGAUGGCCGAGGCGUUCUCAUCGCUAUCUUUGAUUCGGGGGUGGAUCCGGCUGCUGAUGGAUUACAAGUUACAUCCGAUGGAAAGCCAAAAAUAUUAGAUGUUCUUGAUUGCACGGGGAGUGGGGAUGUUGAUACCUCAAAAGUGGUAAAGGCUGAUGAAAAUGGCUGUAUUUCUGGAGCUUCAGGUACUUCUCUGGUUGUCAAUUCUGCAUGGAAGAACCCUUCUGGUGAGUGGCAUGUGGGUUAUAAAUUUGUAUACGAGUUGUUCACUAGUGAUUUGGCUUCUCGCUUGAAGAAAGAAAGAAAGAAAAAAUGGGAUGAAAAGAACCAGGAGGAAAUUGCUAAGGCUGUUAAGAAUCUUGAUGAGUUUGAUCAGAAACACAUCAAGGUGGAGGAUGCAGACCUGAAAAGGGUUCGUGAGGACCUCCAAAACAGAAUUGAUUAUCUACGGAAGCAAGCUGAUAGCUAUGAUGACAAAGGGCCAAUUAUAGAUGCUGUUGUAUGGCAUGAUGGAGAUGUAUGGAGGGUUGCCUUGGACACACGGAGUCUUGAGGAUGACCCAAACUCUGGGAAGCUUGCUAAUUUUGUGCCCCUAACUAAUUUUAGGACAGAGCGGAAGUUUGGUAUUUUUAGCAAAUUAGAUGCCUGUACGUUUGUUGUUAAUGUGUAUGAUGAAGGGAAUAUCUUAAGUAUUGUGACAGAUAGCUCCCCUCAUGCCACUCAUGUUGCUGGUAUUGCUAGUGCUUUCCACCCUAAGGAGCCCUUGUUGAAUGGAGUUGCACCUGGUGCACAGUUGAUAUCUUGUAAAAUUGGGGAUUCACGCUUAGGUUCAAUGGAGACAGGAACCGGCCUCACUCGAGCUUUAAUAGCUGCUGUGGAGCACAAAUGUGAUCUGAUCAACAUGAGUUAUGGAGAACCUGCUUUAUUGCCAGACUAUGGACGCUUUGUUGACCUUGUUAAUGAAGCUGUAAACAAGCACCAUUUGAUAUUCGUAAGUAGUGCCGGUAAUAGUGGUCCAGCUUUGAGCACCGUUGGAGCACCUGGUGGUACCACUUCUAGCAUUAUAGGAGUUGGUGCAUAUCUCUCUCCUGCAAUGGCUGCUGGUGCUCAUUGUGUUGUUGAAGCUCCGUCUGAAGGGCUUGAAUAUACAUGGUCCAGCCGAGGACCAACGGCUGAUGGAGAUCUUGGUGUCUGUAUAAGUGCUCCUGGUGGGGCUGUUGCUCCUGUUCCUACAUGGACUCUCCAACGACGUAGGCUUAUGAAUGGAACAUCAAUGGCAUCACCAUCUGCCUGUGGGGGAAUUGCAUUACUCAUAAGUGCAAUGAAGGCUGAAGGCAUUCCCGUGAGUCCUUACAAUGUUAGAAAAGCUCUUGAGAAUACAUCUGUUCCUGUCGGCAAUUUACCAGAGGAUAAAUUAACCACUGGACAAGGGCUUAUGCAAGUUGACAAGGCACAUGAAUAUAUACAACAGUGCAGGAAUGUGCCAUGUGUUACAUAUCAAAUAAAAAUUAAUCAGUCUGGAAAAUCUACUCCUAUAUCACGAGGCAUCUACAUAAGAGAGCCUAGUGCUUGUCAACAAUCUACUGAGUGGACAGUGGAUGUUGAGCCAAAAUUUCAUGAAGAUGCAAGUAAGUUAGAUGAAUUGGUUCCUUUUGAAGAAUGUUUGGAGUUGCAUUCAAGUGGACCAGCAAUUGUGAGGACUCCUGAGUACCUCCUUCUUACUCAUAACGGGCGAAGCUUCAACAUUAUAGUAGAUCCUACUAAUCUUAGUGAAGGACUGCACUAUUGUGAAGUCUAUGCUGUUGAUUGUAAAGCCCCUUGGCGUGGUCCUAUUUUCAGAGUCCCAAUUACUAUAACAAAGCCCAGUGUUGUGAUUGAUCGACCUCCCUUGAUUAAAUAUUCGAGAAUGUCUUUUCUGCCAGGCCACAUAGAAAGGAGAUUUAUAGAGGUCCCACUUGGUGCUACUUGGGUUGAAGCAAGCAUGCAAACAUCAGGAUUUGAUACAUCAAGAAGAUUUUUUGUUGACACUGUUCAGCUUUACCCCUUGCAAAGGCCUAGUAAGUGGGAGAGUGUUGUGACAUUUUCUUCUCCUUCCGCCAAAAGCUUUUUCUUUCCUGUUGUGGGUGGCCAUACAAUGGAAUUAGCUAUAGCUCAGUUUUGGUCAAGCGGCAUAGGAAGCCAUGAAACGACUAUUGUUGAUUUUGAAAUUGUGUUUCAUGGAAUUAACAUUGACAAAAAGCGAGUAGUUCUUGAUGGAAGUGAAGCACCCAUCAGAAUUGAUGCUGAAGCUUUACUGGCAUCUGAAAGACUUGCACCUUCUGCUAUUCUAAAGAAGGUAAGAGUUCCAUAUCGACCCAUUGAGGCUAAACUUUUUACACUCACAAGCAGUCGUGACAAACUACCUUCAGGCAAACAAAUUCUAGCACUGAUAUUAACAUACAAGUUCAAAUUAGAAGAUGGAGCUGAAGUAAAACCUUACAUUCCAUUACUUAACAACCGCAUAUAUGACACUAAGUUUGAGUCUCAGUUUUAUAUGAUCUCUGAUGCAAACAAGCGUGUAUAUGCAAUGGGUGACUGCUAUCCUGAAUUUUCAAAACUUCCCAAGGGAGAAUACAGUUUACAAUUCUAUCUAAGGCAUGACAAUGUGCAGUAUUUGGAAAAGAUGAAACAAUUAGUGUUAUUCAUCGAGAGAAAAUUGGAAGAGAAGGAUGGAAUUCAAUUGUGCUUUUUUUCUAAACCUGAUGGCCCUUUGAUGGGAAUUGGUAGUUAUGAGCCAACAAUUUUAGUUCCUGGGAAGAAAGAAGCAUUUUAUGUUGGCCCACCCCCCAAAGACAAGCUUCCAAAGAAUUGUCCUCAAGGAUCUGUAUUGCUUGGAACGAUCUCCUAUGGAAAGCUUUCAUAUCUUGGGCAAGGACACGGAAAAGACCUGAAGGAUUACCCUGUGUCUUAUCAUAUUUCUUAUGUAGUGCCGCCAAAUAAGCCUGACGAGGACAAGGGAAAAGGUUCUUCUCCUACUUUAACCAAGUCUGUCUCUGAACGCUUAGAAGAAGAGGUUCGGGAUGCAAAGAUAAAAGUUCUUGCAAGUCUAAGACAAGAUUCCGAUGAAGAAAUCUCAGAAUGGAAAAAGUUAUCCGACUCUCUUAAGUCUGAAUACCCAAAAUACACUCCACUGCUUUCAAAGAUACUGGAAGGUUUGGUUUCUCGAAACAAUGUUGUGGACAAAAUCCAUCAUGAUGAAGAGGUUAUCAGUGCUGCCAAUGAGGUUGUUGAUAGUAUUGACAGAGACGAGCUAGCGAAAUAUUUUGGUAUCAAAAGUGAACCUGAAGAUGAGGAGGCAGAGAAAAUCAAGAAGAAGAUGGAAACAUCCCGUGAUCAAUUAGCAGAGGCACUUUACCAGAAAGGACUAGCACUUGUAGAGAUAGAAACUUUAGAGCGUAAGAAGACAGCAUCUGAAGGUGCAAAAGAUGUGGACGAAACUGUUGACCGUUCUAGACCAGACUCUGGUAUCCAGCCUGAUAAGUUUGAAGAGAACUUUAAAGAACUGAAGAAAUGGGUUAAUAUCAAGUCCUCUAAAUAUGGAACCCUCUUGGUUAUACGUGAGAGACGUAGUGGAAGGCUUGGAACUGCACUGAAGGUGGUGAACGACUUAAUUCAAGACGAUGGAGAGCCUCCUAAGAAGAAGCUAUAUGAAUUGAAGCUGUCUCUACUUGAAGAGAUCGGUUGGUCUCAUUUGGUGACAUACGAGAGACAAUGGAUGCAUGUGUGUUUCCCAGCCAAUUUGCCUCUUUUCUAGAGCUUUGCUCUAUUUUAAUGACACACAUAUCUCAUCAAAUAAGUGAGCCUGAUUCUGGGCCCAUUCUACUAGUUUGGUUUCUCUUUAAGGCAGGGAUUGCGGAAGGGCCUUCGCCUUACCCCAUAAAAAGGGAGGCCCAAGAAAAUUUCUAUGAAUAAAAUGUCAUAAUGUUUAUUUUAUAUUACAGUUUUAUUUUAUAUUAUAAUAAUAUACUUUUUUGAUUCCAUGAAA